This is a messenger RNA of Apus apus (common swift), 810 nucleotides long. RefSeq names its product proline-rich protein HaeIII subfamily 1-like. The record is from RefSeq and is a predicted model, not a curated record. Lineage: Eukaryota; Metazoa; Chordata; Aves; Apodiformes; Apodidae. Bases 1 to 810 code for a protein of 269 amino acids. The transcript has a single exon.
AUGCGGCGCUACAGAACCGCUACGGGCCGGUCGCCGGAGCCCACCUGGGAGGGACCACCACUCAGCCGCCCGGCUCGCUCCCGCCGCAGGCUGCCGGUGCCCCCCCAGCCCUCCUCGGGAACCCAGCCCGCUCCUCCCUGCUCCUCCCCAAGUUUGCAGAGGGUCCCGGGAGGCGGCGGCGGGGGCAGCGCCGUCGGGGAAUCGCAGCCCCGCAGCCCCACUCAGACCCCCCCGCCCGCGGCGCAGCCACCCCAAGGUCACCCCCUCCCCCGGGAGAGCGAACUUUGGGUACCACUCACUUCCGCGGAGCAGGGCGGAGGGCAGCGCCGGGAUGCGGCUGCCGCGGGAGAGCCGGAGGGCGGCGCGGAGCUUCCGCCGGCAGCAGCGCGCAGAGCGGCUGGGCUGGGCUGCGCGCCUCCCCCUCCCCGGCGACUUUCACUUCACCUGCAGGCAGCCCGGCUGCGGCGGGGCGGGCGGCUCCGCAGCUCUCCGCGGGACUGCAGUCACUGCGGCAGCGCCCUGCCCUCCCCGCCCCGCGGGGGGAGCCGGGCCGGCGGGGCGGGCCGCGCAACACAGCGCAGCGCAACACAGCGCAGCAGAGCGCAGCGCAGCCCCGUGGCCGCUAGUCCCGCUGGGGAACGGGGCGAGCCCUACUCUGGGGGUGCCCGCAGACCCUGGGCGGGAGGAAGGGAAAGAAGGACCUCUGGGGUGCCGAGGACCCUUCUCAGCCCCUCUGCGGACGCGGAGAUAGCGCAGCUCCCCUGCGCGGACGCCCGCCCCAGUGGAUGCUUUCCUGCAGCUGCUGGGUAG